Messenger RNA from Penicillium alfredii, 1086 nucleotides. RefSeq lists its product as uncharacterized. The transcript has 2 exons. The coding region runs from base 1 to 1086 and encodes 361 amino acids. The record is from RefSeq and is a predicted model, not a curated record. Lineage: Eukaryota; Fungi; Ascomycota; Eurotiomycetes; Eurotiales; Aspergillaceae.
AUGAACGGGGAGACGGAGGAACAGACGAUGAACAACCAUCAAUUCACUACCAGAUCGAAUGGAGGUUCGUACUGGGAGCAGAUAAAGGAAACGGCAGAAAAUGAUCUGCGGAGGAAGAUUGCCCGCGACCGACGGGUAAGACUAGACGAUACCAACCUGGUGGUAUAUGUAAAUGACCGUUCCCAAUCGGAUCUUGCUAAGCGCUUUGAGGGCACUGAUAUCGACUGGAUGAUGGUAGAGAAGCAGCUCCUAUUGUGGGCCAAUCUGCACCGUCUUGGCAAGAGGCUCCGCAUCCAGAUAUCUGUUAACUAUAUAGAUGACCAUGGCCGACUCCUACUCAGCAGCGACAAAAGAGGAAAUUCAUCAGCCACUAAGGGUAUGCUCUCUGAACGAGACGUUGAGAUCGACGCCGAGCAAGCUUCCGGUCAACAAUCAGUUUGGCGGGAUGUGUAUCGAAUCAUGCGGUGCCCAGAACCUCCAUGCCGCCACGAAGGACAACACUGCUGGCAGGACCCCGACGGUAAAAAGCACUAUGAAUUACGAUCAAACCACAUGAAGACCCUCGUCAAAUAUGUGCAGCAAGGGGGGAUAAUAGAGACCCACGAUGAUGUUCCAGAGAGUCUUCGUGAACAGCUCUAUGCUGAGGAGAGUCAGCAGUUGGAAAGACGGAAGAAAAGCUCAGACAACUCUACAACUAUGUCGAUAUGCCCUCCGAUCCACCAUGUCCUCCCGGCUCAGCCAUCCCACGUGUCAACCCCUAUGACUACCAGUGCUGAACCUACCGACUCAGCUCCUAGGCAACCUGGUUCGAUUGAUGUUCCUGGGCUUCUUGAUAUAGCUGUGGAGAAAUAUACUCUCUGGCAUCAAUCACGGGUGAGCAGUGAGACCUUUAGGAACAAUAUUCAGAAAGCCUGUGAUGUGGCCCUGAAUAACUGUCACAACCUCAAGCAGAUUCACGAAGAUCAAGAUCCAGAUUUCUUUGUGAAACAUGGUGUGAAAGCAGGAGCUGCCCGGCGGUUCGUUAGCGACAUUGGCCAUUGGGUGAAGCAAUAUGGAACGAAGGAUGGUAGUGAAGCAUAUUCGUGA